AAACAAAAUGGCCACCAUUUUACGAGUGAACCUUAAUUUUAAGCUUAUAAAAAAAUUAAACAUAAUAUUGUGUUAUUUAAUUAAAUAAAAUAAAAAGUUUAUUUCUUUUUUUUUUAUAUAGAAUAAAAAAAAAAGAAGCUUGUGUGUAUUUUUUAAUUAAUUUCAGUGGCAAAAAUGUAGUCGCAUUGGCAGCCAUUAUUACACAUUAUUAUUAAAAAAAAAGUCAUGUGCAAUGUGUGUGCAUUUAUUGACAGAAGGGGAAAAGUGGGAAUGACUGGGGAACACUUGGCAAGAGAGGAGAGAGAGAAACUGGAACAGCCAGUUUGUCGUUGUGUAUAUUCACUUGAAUAAAAUUGUUUUAUUUUUUUUUUUUUUUUAGAUUCAAUAUAAAAAAAAUCUAAAUUAACAUUAAAAAACUAAAACAAAGUAAAUUAAUUAUUGUAUUUAACAUACAAUAAAUUCAUUUAAUCAAUAUUUUCAUGAAACUAAUUAAUAAAAAAAAGUUUGUGUACAUGGAGCCUGUUGAACGAUAAAUGAAAAUGCUGGCUGACGAUCCACCAUAUCUGUCGGAGGGCACAGAGGUGAGUGCUAAAUACAAGGGUGCAUUUUGUGAGGCUAAAAUACGAGAAGUUGUACGUUCUGUCAAAUGUCGUGUAACAUACAAACAAGGUUUGGGUACAGCAACUGUUGCUGAUGAUCAAAUAAAAGGUACAUUACGUGUUGGUUUAUCAGUUGAAGCACGUCAUGCUGAUAGAAGAGAAUAUGUUGAAGCAACAAUAACUAAAAUACAAGAUUGUAGUCAAUAUACUGUUGUAUUUGAUGAUGGUGAUAUAACAACAUUAAGAAGAACAGCAUUAUGUCUUAAAAGUGGUAGACAUUUUGCUGAAAGUGAAACAUUAGAUCAGUUACCAUUAACACAUCCAGAACAUUUUGGUAAUCCAGUUAUUGGUGGUAGACGUGGUAGAAGAUCACGUCAAACACAAGAUGACAGUAGUGAAGAUGAUGAAAGUCCACCACGUGGUAGUCCAUCUUGUUCAACUGGUGGUGGUAAAGAGGGCAAUGAAACUGAGCCAGAAAUUGGUAGAGUUGUUUGUGUUGAACUUGGUGAUAAAAAGAAAAAAGAUAAUUGGUUUCCAGGUCUUGUUGUUGCACCAACAGCACAAGAUACUGUUAGAAUACGUGUACGUGAUGAUUAUCUUGUUAGAUCAUUUAAAGAUGCACGUUAUUAUACUGUACCAAAAAAAGAAACAAUACAAUUUACAAAAGAACAUGGUAUUAAAAUUGAUAAUAGUGGAUUAAAAGUUGCUGUUGAUAGAGCAUUAUUAUUUAUUGAAAAAAAUGAAUUACCACCACAUUGGGAUAGAGAUUCAUUAUUUGGUAAUUCAUUAUCAAGUGAAAAUAGUGAUACAGAUAAUGAUUUAGAUUCAGAUAGUUCUGAUGAUGAACCACGUGAAGAAAAAGAUCAUUUUGUUGCACAAUUAUAUAAAUUUAUGGAUGAUAGAGGUACACCAAUUAAUAAUUGUCCAAUGAUUGGAAAUGAAGAUAUUGAUCUUUAUCGUUUAUUUCGUGCUGUUUAUAAACUAGGUGGUUAUAAUCGUGUUACAAAUCAAAAUCAAUGGAAAUCAAUAACAAGAAGACUUGGUUUAACAAUACAACCAAAUCAAUCAACACAUAAUCUUGUUAAACAAGCAUAUAAAAAAUUUUUACAUUCAUUUGAAGAAUUUUAUAGGAAACUUGGUUGUACAAUGGUUAAUCAUCCACGCGGUACAACAAGAAAACAAAGACCAGGUCGUAGUUUAAUACGUGAUAAAGAUCGUAAUACACCAGUACCAACAACAUCACAAAUGAUUAAAACUGAAAGAGAUAAGACUGAUACUGAUGAUGAUAAUAAAAAAUUAAUUGAUGAUGAUAAAAUUAAACAAGAACAUUCAAAGACAAAUGUUAAUAUUAUUUCACAGCCAUCAUCAUCAUCAUCAUCGACAGCAGCAACAAUACCAACAACACCAACAGUAAUAACAACAACAACAACAGCAACGAUAACAACAACAACAACUUCAGUAGCAGCAUCAACAGUUACAGUAACAGCAACAGCAGUACCAUCUUCAUCUUUACCAUUGUCAACAACACAAUUAACACAAGCACAAGUUACACCAAUAUCAACACAAGCACAAGCACAAACACCAACAUCACUACCAUCACCUUUAGUAACAGCAACAACAUUACCAAGUACUAUCACACCAGUAGUAGCAACUACUACAGCAACAACUGUACUAACACCUACAUUGACAUCAACAACAAUAACACCCACAACAACAGCAUCAUCAACGUUACCAUUACCAUCAUCACUAACAUCGUCAUCAACGACAGUGACAGCGACGAUGACAACGAUACCAAUGACAACGACAUCAUCAUCAACAACAAUAACAACAACAUCAACGACAAUUCCAUCACGUGACGUAUCAAUAAAAGAUGAAGAAUCAACUGCAAAAUCAGUUAUUAAAAAAAAAGAAAUAAUUGAAGAAUCAGCAAGUGGACAAGAGAGUGAUGUUAAUAUUGAAGGUGAAAGUGCUGAAUCAUCAAGUAGUGAAAAAUCACAAAAACCAUUAGCACGAUUUACACCAGUACCAUCAAAUCGUAUAAAAACAUCAACAAAAAUAAAAGAUGAAACAAAUAAUAAAAAAAAAUCACAUGAUAAAAGAAAAUUAGAAAAUAAUAAUUCAUCAUCAUCUUCGUCAUCAUCUUCUUCAUCAUCAUCAUCAUCGUCAUCAUCAAGUUGUAGUGUAAAAACAACAACAGCCACAGCAACAACAACAACAACAACAACAACAGCAACAACAACAACAACAAGUGUAAUUAAAAAAGAAUCAGGUAAAAAAAAUACUGGUGAUGAUGAAAUAACAAAAACACGUAGUACUAGUAAUAAUAGUAAUAAUAAUAAUAAUAAUAAAAUAAAAGAUUCAAGAGAAACACGUACACCAUCACGUGAACCAGAUAAAACACGUGGUGGUAAUACAACUAAACAACGUCGUUUAACUGAUGAUGAAAUUAAAAAACAACAAAGAGGUAGAAAAAAACGUGAAGAUAUUAAUGAUAAGCAACGUUGUGAUAAAGAUGAUAAUAGUGGUAAUGAUAUUUCAGCACCACAUUAUAAAGGACCAAUAGAAUGUGGUGAUCGUUUACAAGUAUAUUAUACACAGGAUCCAAAAUUAACAUAUGAAGCUAAAGUUAUUGAUUCAAAAGUUCUUAAAAGUGGUGAAACUGAUUAUCUUGUACAUUAUACUGGUUGGAAUACACGUUAUGAUGAAUGGAUUAAAGCAUCAAGAAUUGCUCAAAAUGUAACACAAACACGUGUUAAACGUACAAAAACAACAUCACGACCACAAACACCAAGCACAAAUAAUAAUAAAACUAAUAGUAAUAAUAAAACAACAUUAGCAACAUCAUCCACAACAACAACAGCAACAGCAGCAGCACUUAUAACAACAACUGCAACAACAUCAACAAGUAAAAAAAAAUCACAGAGUGUUACACCAUCAUCAAAUAAAAAUUCAUCAUCAUCAUCAUCAAAUACAUUAUCAAACGCAACAACAGCAUCAUCAUCUUCAUCGUCAUCAUCUUCAUCAUCAUCAUCGUUGACAGCAACAGCAACAGCAACAACAACAACAACAACAACAACAGCAGCAUCAACAUCAUCAAAAGAUAAAGAAAAAGAUACAACAUCACAACCAAUGCGAUCAACAACACCAUUGUCUGUUGCAAGUUCAAGUUCACGUACAAAAAGUCCAGCAACACCAGCAAGUAGUAGACCAACAAGAAAUACAACACGUAAUGUUGAAAAUAUUGGUAUUGAAUUACGUAGAAGAACACGUAGAACAUCUGGACAUACAGAUUUAUCAGUUGUAAGUGAAAGUGAAGAUAGUGAUGCUUAUGAAACUGAUACAACUGAACCAGAACGUGCUAGAACACGUUCACGUGGUACUGAAGAACGUCGUCGUCGUGAAGUUAGAAGAAGAGUUGAAGAUCGUAUUAAACCAGAUGAAAAUAGUGAAGUUGAUGAUGAUAAAGAUGAAGAAGAAGUAUUACCAAGAAGAACAAGACGUGUAUUACGACGUACUGUUAUAAAACAACAUGAUAUUAAAUCUGAAGCUGAAAGUUGUGGUAAUGCUGAUGAAACAGAUGAUAUUGAUGAUGAUGAUGAUAAUGAUGAUAAUGAUAACGAUAAUGAUAAUGACAAUGAUGAUAAUAAUGAUAAUGAAAAAGAUGAAUUAACAAAAUCAUCAACAACAACAACAGCUACAAUUGCAACUCCAGCUACAACAACAAUAACAACUUCAUUAACAGCAUCAUCAACAACAACAAUAACAACAACAACAGUCGAACAAUGUACAACGAGUUUAGAUGAACCACCAAAAGGACGUGAUUUUGAUCUUAAUCAAAUACGUUCUGAGCUUAAAGGUUUUGAUAAAGCUGUUAAAAUGGAAGUUUUACAUGUUGAACCAGAAAAUUCUGGUGAUGAAGAUAUGAAACCAAAAAUUAAUGAAAUUGAAAUUAAUAAAAAAGAUAUUAAAAUUGAAAAAGAUAAUAUUAAAAAACAACAACAAGAUGAUAUUAAAAUAAAAAUUGAAGAUACAAUAAUAAAAGAUAUUAAAUGUGAAACAAAAAAAAUAAUUGAUAAUAAUAUUAAAUUAAUAACACCAGUACCAUUAUUACCAACAACAACAACAACUGAAGAUGUUUAUGAAUUUAAAGAACCAGAACCAUUUGAAUUUGAAGUACGUAAUAAACGUGAUUCUGGUGGUAGUAGUAGUGGUGGCGGUGUUGGUGGUGGUGGUGGUGGUGGUGGUGGUGAUAAAGAUAAAUCAAUUAUUAAAAAACGUGUUUUUGAUGAAGAACCAAAAAGUCCAAAGAAAAAACAAAAAAUUGCAAUAAGUCCAAAAGAUAAAGAUAUUAAAAAUGAUACAUCAUUAUUAUCAACAUCAAUAUCAACUCCAAUUGCUAGUGUUGGUGAUAUUGAGCCAAAAAGAAAAAUAAGAAGAUCAUUAAUUAAAAAAAUUGAUGAAAAUCUUGAGAGUUUUAGUCCAACAAAAACAAUCAUAGCAUCAAAAGAUAAUGAAAAAAUUAAUGAACCAUCAAUUGUUGUUCCACCAAAAUCAUUGGUAUCAUCACAAAUUGUUGCUCCAAUUGUUGAUGAUAAAUCAUCAUCAUCAGUAUUAACACCGGUAUUUAUUGAAGCUCCAAAGAAAGAUGAUAAAUUAUUUGAUAAAAAUGAAAUUGAAAAUAAAACAACAGAAAAAGAAAUUGAAAAAUUAUCAACACAUCAAGAAAUAUCAUCAACAACACCAUCUACAACACCAUCAACAACAAUAACAAUAACAACAACAACAACAACAACAACAACAGCUAAAAAAAUAUUAUUAAAAAAAAUAGAAACAAAUGUUAAAGAAGAUAUUGUUGUAGAAACGAAAAAAGACAAAGAAAAAUUACCUAUUGUGCCAAAAAUAAUAGAUACACCAUCAAUUGUAUCAAAAAUUGUGAUACCAGGACCAAGAAUUGCUCCAACAAUUGAAAGAAAAAUAUUAGAGGCAAAAGCAUCAAGUGUUAUAUCAUUAUCAACUGGUGCAACAAUGAUGACAACAGUAUCAUCACCAAUAAUACCAGCACCAAUAUCAACACGUUUACCAGCAACAUCAUCAAUUGAAGAAAAAUUAUCAGCAGCAUUUAGACAAUCUAAAACAAAAGAUUUAAAACGUGAUGACGAUAAUAUUGAAAUUAAAAGAAAUAUUAAAGACAAUAGUAGUAAUAAAAAAACAGAAACAAUAACAAAUAGAAAAACUAAAAUAAUUGAAAGUUUAAGAAAAAUUGAAAUUGAAAAGAAAAAAGAACAAGAAGAAGCUGCUGCUGCUGCUGCUCUUGCUGCCGCUGCUUCAGCCACUGCAGCAGCAACAGCAGCUGCAGCUCUUGUAAAACAACAACAACAUCAACAACAACAAGAAGAACGUUGUAAAGAAACACUAAGACUUGCAAUUAAGAAAAAAGAAGAAUAUGACAAUGAAUUAUUAAAGUUACAAAAAAAAACAGAAAUUAAAAAAUCAAUUGAUAAUAGAAAAAUUAUUGAUAAACAUACAAAUGAUGAUUGGAAGAAAAAAAUUGAUCAAGAUAUUGAAUCAUCAAAAGAAACUGAUAGAAAAAGAAAAAAAAUUAUAAGUCAAGAAUUUGUUGAUUCAACUGAUUCAAGUGAUUCUGAAGAAAAAUUAGUUAUUGAUAAUUCAGAUAAUCAAGAUGAUAAUAAAUUUAAUAAUACAAAUAAAAAUAUACGUAAUGAAACAAUAUCAUUUGAAAUGAAAUUAAAAACAGAAUUAAAUAUUAUUAAACAAAAUAAUCAAUCACAACAAUCAUCAUCAUCAUUAAAUGAUACAAAAACAAAUAUUGUUACUGUUAAAGUUGAAGAAGAAAGUGAAAAUAUGAAUUUAUUACUUUGUGAAGAAGAAAUACCAGGUUCGCCAGCACCAAUAAUUGAAGUAUCUGAGCAUGAUACAAAUAUUGAUCGUACAAUAAGAAAAGAUGAUGUUCAUGAUAAAAAAAUAUUACUAUUAGAAAUGCCAUUUGCGAGUGCACCAUCAUCAUCUGGUGGACAAAGUACAAUUCAAACUUCAACUUCAAAUGUUUCAAAUAAUUGUCAAGUACCAAUGACAACUAUUCAACAAAAUAUUAUACCUGAACAGCCUAAAAUUGUUCAGCCAGUACCAGUACUUGCACCACCGCCACCACCACCACCACCACCUCCGCCUCCACCAACUCCACCACAUUCAGCUCCAACACCAUCAUCAUCAUCAUCAUCAUCAUCAACAGCAGCAGCAGCAGCAGCAGCAGCUGCAAUAGCAACUGUAGUACCGUCAUCAUCAUCAUCAUCAUCAUCAUUAUCAUCAGUACUAGUACCAGCAGCAGUAGCAGCUGUUAUUCAACAACCAUUAAAUCGUCGCGAAAGUAAUGAAGCUGCACCUGUUAUGGAAAAUACACCACCAACAACACCAGAUUCAUUAAUAUCAAAUAUAUCUGGUUCACCAAGAACUGAAGAACAAAGUGGUACUGGUUCACCAUUAUCUGAUGAUAAUACAAAAGCAAAUCGUGAUAGUUUUGAAGCUGAUAAUGAUAGUAUUGGUGGUAAAGCACAAUCUGGUUAUAGUGAAGAUGAUACAUCAUUAAAUAAUGAAGCCGGGAAUGCAAUGCAAAAAAUUCAAAAAGCUGUUAAACGACCAAUUGAAGAUUCAACAUCACCUAAAAAGAAAAAACGUAAUCGUAAAAAUUCUGAAUGUAGUAAUACUGGUAGUAAAAAACAUACACUACGACAAAGUACAAGACAAACAAGACAUGGCAAUAAUGCUGGAAGUGAUAGUGAUGAUAAUAGUGAGAGUUCCAAUUUAACAAUUGGUAGCAAUACAAUUAUAACACCAAUGAUUAAUAUCAAUGGUUUAAAUGAUAUUACUAAUUCAUCGAGAUCACCAAAACCAACAAAAUAUAAUUUUUAUGUUGAACUUGAUUCUGAACUUGAUGGCUGUCAAAGAAUAGCAAUACUUCAACAAAAAUUAACAGAUUUAAAAACUACAUAUAAUGCAGUUAAAUUAGAACUUUCAGGAAUUGAAAGAAGAAGAAAAAAAUUACGAAGACGUGAACGUGAAGGUAGAUUAAAACGUAAAAAAGCCGAAAAAGAAAAAUCUAAAAUUGUCAACAUCAGUACUUGAAUAUUUAAAAAAGAUUUUUUUAUUUUUUUCUUAUUGAUAUUUAUUUUAUUUUAAUUUUUUUAAAUUUUUUUCUUUCGUUUUAUUUAUUUAUUAUUUUUUUUUUUAUUUUUUGUUUAUAAAAAAUUUUAUUGCAGCAAUGAAGGAAGCUAAAGCAGAGAUGCAACAGGCCUGUUCUUGAUGGAGAAAAAUUUAAAAAAAAAAAAAUAAAAUUGUUUUAUACAAUUUUUAUAAAAUCAGCCAAUGUUUUUUAUCAAAAAAAAAAAAAAAGAAAAAUAUGCAAUUUGAUGGAGGUGAAUCAGUUCUGAUGUCUAUCAGUACUCAAUUGUUUUUUUUUUUUUUUAUAUAUAUAUAUGUCAAAUAUCGU
This is a messenger RNA of Aphidius gifuensis, 8103 nucleotides long. It is a transcript of the gene htk, whose product is annotated as serine-rich adhesin for platelets-like. The coding region runs from base 534 to 7739 and encodes 2401 amino acids. The transcript is spliced from 3 exons. The record is from RefSeq and is a predicted model, not a curated record. Gene Ontology annotation, biological process: regulation of transcription by RNA polymerase II. NCBI's taxonomy places the organism in Eukaryota, Metazoa, Arthropoda, Insecta, Hymenoptera, Braconidae. Gene Ontology annotation, molecular function: transcription cis-regulatory region binding. Gene Ontology annotation, cellular component: nucleus.